Dictyostelium discoideum AX4 is the source of this 3024-nucleotide messenger RNA. RefSeq lists its product as hypothetical. The record is from RefSeq and is a predicted model, not a curated record. The transcript has 2 exons. NCBI's taxonomy places the organism in Eukaryota, Evosea, Eumycetozoa, Dictyosteliales, Dictyosteliaceae. The coding region runs from base 1 to 3024 and encodes 1007 amino acids.
AUGGGAACAGAUGUUUAUGCACCAGGUAAAGCAAGUUCAUCAUGGAGAAAAUUAGCAUUAGUCACUGGUAAGAGAUAUAAAAAGAAUUAUAUAACAUUUGAAAGAUUAUUAGAUAGAACUAUUGAUAAUAUUACAACUGCUACAAGUUCAAAUAUAUCAAAUCAAAUUGUAAUAUCAGAUACAUCAACAAAAAGAGAUGUUUGUAGAGUUGUAUCAAUUAAAAGACCAGAAUCAAAUAAUGAUGCAAAUGCAAAUGAAAAGAAUAUUGGUGGUAAACCAGCAGUAAAAGUAGUUAAAGAGUUUAUACAAGAAUCAACAAUAAAAUCAUUAUCAUGGUGGAAUGAUUCAAUGGUGGCAGGUUCAAAUGAUGGUCAUAUUUAUUAUUAUCAAAACGAUCCAACCACUACGGAUGAUCCAGAAUUGAGAGAGACAUUUGUACAUACGAAAUUAAAAGGAUUUAAAGAGAGUGUUUCUCAAACCAUUGGUUCGAUGGGUUUCAAUACCUCAAUAAAAGCAGUUGCAAUCAAUCAACUUUCAACUCACCAAUUUUCAUCAUUAGAGAAUAACUAUUAUCAUAUUUGGGAUUUCUCUGAUGCAGUUAGACCAACCAUUACAUUCAAAGUAUCUGAUCAACCAGUUUAUUGUAGUCAAUGGUCACCACAUUCAAGAAAUUAUUCUUUAAUUGGCGGUUCUGAGAAUUCUAUAAAAAUAACUGAUACUCGUUUAUUAAGUAGUUAUAGUACAACAAGAAAAUCACCAACAGUUUGGUUUAAUAAUAGUGGUGCAAUAGGUGGUGGUGGUGGUGGUGGUGUUAGUGGUAGUAGUGGUAGUAAUGGUAAAAAUUCAUCAUCUUAUCAAUCAAGUGUAUCAAUUAAAGAUGUUGCAUGGCAUCCAUUUGUACCUUAUUGGUUCGCAUCAGCGACUGAUAGUGGUGAAAUAUCAAUUUGGGAUCUUCGUUCAACUUUAGAGCCUGUAAUUAGUUUUCUUGCACAUAGUAGUAGUAUUAGUAAAAUCGAUUGGUGUCCAGCUCAUAGCGAACUAUUGGUUAGUUCUGGUAUUGAUGGUGAAUAUAAAUUUUGGUCACUUUUAAAUGAACCACAUUAUAAUCUAUUUCAAAAGGAUGAAACAUCACCAUUUGUGUCGUGUGGUUUCUUUGAAAAUGAUGGGUACAAUAGUUAUGGUGUUAAUCAGUCGGGUGAAGUAUAUUAUGCAAAUGUUCAAUCCAAAUUCAUGAAUCCAAUCAUUCAUAGUAAAUUCGACAAGAAAGAACGUUCUGAAAGAAUCACUGAACGGUUAAUUUACAAUCGUGAUUUCAUCAAUGGCUUUGAGAAAGCAAUCACCCAAGCAAAUAAACAUUCUCGUGCUGGCAGUGCAACGAGUUUAGAGAAAGCUAAAAUACUUUUAUCACUUUGUUUCCAACAGAAUUUAGAUGAUACACUAGCGGAUGUAUUAAAAUCAACAAUGCCAAAAGCGAAUUGCAAAAAAGAGACAUUAGCCGAAAUUGAACAAUACGCGUACUUUAUUCCACCAACUUUUUAUGAAAAAUUCCAAACAAAGUUAUCCACAAAUUUAAUGACAAAAAUUAAAGAAUUAAAAGUUAAUUUGGAUAUUCAAUAUCAUAUUAAAAAUUUUAAAGGUGUAGGUGAUGAAAUUCAAGAUAUAGAGAGAGACGUUUUAUCAACAUUAAAAGGUGAUUUAAAUAGUAUUAGAAUGGAAACUAUUGUUGAUCUCGUCGAAGUAUUAUUAGCUCAUGAUACAAAUAGAUGUUUUCAAUUUGCAAUUCAAGUCAUCGAAUUAUUUAAAUUGAAAUUAUCUCAAAUUAUGCCAAUCAUUCGUUUAUUAUUACAUCCAAGUAUAUUUGAAAAGAAAUAUUCUUUAGGCGAUUCAACUAAUAUUUUAUUAUCAUCUUCAUCUUCAAACAAUAAUAAUCAAACACCAUUAAAUGUUAGUGGUAAUAAUAGUGUUUUACAAGUACCAUCUUCACCAUUAUUAAAAAAUAAUAGAUCAAGUUCAGUUGGUGGUAACUCAUCUUCAACAACAACAGCAGCAGCAGGAACAACAACAUCAAUAUCAUUAUCACCUUCAAUGGGUAGAUCAAAUACUACUACUACCACUACUAAUAAUAAUAAUUCUAAAGAUAAAGAAUUAUCAUCAUCAAUUGGUGGUCAAAUUAUUUAUGGUAAUGGUGAUUUAGAAGAAAUGAAAUUAAAUGAAUAUUUAACAAACCCUGAUCAAAUCAUUCAUCAAUUACAUUUUAUGAAAGGUUUCCUUAGAUUAUUAAAUAGUCCAGCUCCAAUUGGUGAUGGAACCAAUGCAACUGAUGAAGAUAUAAUUGAUUUCUCCGCAAAGAAUAAACCACCAUUAAUAUUAUCAAUGCCAAUCAUUAGAAUUUAUAUGACAAUCUUAUUGGAUAUGUUUAUUUUUGAUCAAUUUUUCAUUGUCCUUUUAAAUUGUUUAAAUGUUGUCACAGAAGAAUACGAAUUUCAUCAAUACCUUCAAGACCAAUAUGAUUUGGCAACACCAGAAUUCAUUGAAUAUAUAAAGAACAGUCAACAAAGAGAUAGAUUGAAACCAUAUGAUACUGAACGUUAUUCAACCCCAAUGUUAACUAUUAUCUCUAUACUCUAUAAUGUACCACCACAAUCAAUACCAUUGGAAUUGUAUGAACAAUUACUUCAAUCACUACCUUUGUUAAUUCAAGAGGUAGAUAAUUCACUCAUCUCUACAAUUCAACAACCUGACCCUUCAAGUGGUCAACCUGGUAAAAUGCAAUCCUCUCAAAAAGCUACUCAAUUACUUGAAUCCAUUAAAUUUAUAACAACUGAACAACCAAAACCAGUUAUUCCAUCUUCCUCAUCUUCUUCUUCUUCUUCUUCAACUAGAAGACCUGUAACUUCAUCAAGACCUUUAUCCGCUAAUUUAUCCUCACCUUCCACUACUACUACUACUACAAACAAAAUAUCAUCAGAGUUACAAGCUCAAUUACAAAGUAUUAACUCAAUAUUAAAUAAAUAUGUUUUUUAA